Messenger RNA from Sceloporus undulatus (fence lizard), 1018 nucleotides. Its product is annotated as SH2 domain-containing protein 7-like. The record is from RefSeq and is a predicted model, not a curated record. Lineage: Eukaryota; Metazoa; Chordata; Lepidosauria; Squamata; Phrynosomatidae. The coding region runs from base 317 to 967 and encodes 216 amino acids. The transcript is spliced from 2 exons.
GCUCUCGGAGUCCUUUGAGGAUGACUUCGUAAGUGGUGAAGGGAAUGUUUUCUGUGCAGAACUCAAGAUACACCAACAAAACAACAGAAGUUCAGAGGUGCCGGAAAAACCAUACAAAGGUAUCAUAGAUGGUCCACAGAGACCUGACGGACCAGAGCAAGGUACCUCCUCAUCUUGCAGAAAGAAAACAACCACCCUGUUUACAACGGCUAAGCAAUCCGAUAGAUUUUACAGUAAAAAAAUCAAUCUCAGAGAAACCGUUCACUUAGAAACAAUUUAUUCUGAAAUUGACCUGGACCAAGAGAAGAGCGUCUGGAUGCUUCCUGAGCCCUUGAGCGGACAGUUCUCUAUCACUCCACCAAAGAAGACAACACUAAGUUCUCCCUCUUCAACUCCUCCAAAGCUAUCUCCUAAGUUACCGAAUAAACCAAAUACCUCCAUGGAGCCGCAAGGGUCACAGCUGCCGUCUGCCACAUACGCCACCUCUCUUGCGAUUGACAAAGAUCCUCCAAAGCCAAACCAUCCAAAAACUUUGCCUGAUUCACCGAGGGAGACCAUGUAUGGCCAGAUCAACAAGAUGAAGUCCCAUUAUGCGACGGUGUCUACCUGUGACAAGACAAGCAAUAUGUACGAACAGGUCUCUUUCGGGCGGCUGAAGGGCGUCACCCAUGAGCACGAUUCAGAAAAGCUUUCCAAGGCCUUGCCAACAAAACCCAAACUGAGUUAUGACUGGGUUUCUCCAAAGAGUGGGAGACCAUCAAAGAUGCAGCCCUGUCCUGAGAAUCCAUGCAGAAAGGUCCCUGAUAAUGUCACCAAAAUCUCGCCAUCGAGAAAGCAUGUUCCUACCAUGGAGAACACCUAUGAACAAAUUCCCUUCAGCCCUGCAAAAGGGACCGAGGCCAAGCCAAGCCAAAAGAUUGACAAACCCAGAAGGUUCUUCUUUACGGACAAGAAGACUAAAUUCUGAAUGCGGCCAUCGAAAAAGUUGCGUUGAGCCCACAUCUGCCCUGAAGAUCGC